AUGGCAACGACCAAUGCAGAGGUGGUACAAACUCAAACUGAUGGAUGUUACCUGGGCAAUCCUGGAAUUUGUGGUGCUGGAGGUAUUAUUAGGAAUGAGAAGAGUGAUAUUAUCAUAGCCUUUGUUGAGGAUCUUGGUGAGGGUACCAAUAAUGGGGCUGAACUACUGGCAUUAUUAUAUGGGAAGCGACAUGCUAAAAGGAUGGGGAUUAACCAACUUGAAGAGGGUCUAGACUCAUUGAUUGUCGUUAAUUGGCUAAGGAGCAAGGUUUGUGGUAUUUGGUAUUUAGAAGAUUACUGGGAAGAAACAAAAUACCUAUUGUCUAUAAUCUCAUGUAGAGUUCAGCACAUAUAUCGCGAAAGUAAUUCGGUAGCUGAUGUCCUGUCGAAGCUGGAAGCGUCUAGUGUUUCACAUAUCGUGCUGGAUUCUAUCGCAAUCUCAUCAUCAGUUAGAUGA
Molecule: messenger RNA, 456 nt
Organism: Fraxinus pennsylvanica
Lineage: Eukaryota; Viridiplantae; Streptophyta; Magnoliopsida; Lamiales; Oleaceae
Source: the annotation of a GenBank genome assembly